Aspergillus ruber CBS 135680 is the source of this 2712-nucleotide messenger RNA. RefSeq names its product Rho family guanine nucleotide exchange factor CDC24. Bases 1 to 2712 code for a protein of 903 amino acids. NCBI's taxonomy places the organism in Eukaryota, Fungi, Ascomycota, Eurotiomycetes, Eurotiales, Aspergillaceae. The transcript is spliced from 4 exons. The record is from RefSeq and is a predicted model, not a curated record. Gene Ontology annotation, molecular function: protein binding; guanyl-nucleotide exchange factor activity. Gene Ontology annotation, cellular component: mating projection tip; division septum; cytoplasm. Gene Ontology annotation, biological process: septin ring organization; establishment of cell polarity.
AUGGUCGAAUCUAUAUCCGCUGGCGCUCCGAUCGCCGAAGACAAUAUUAUCAACCGCCGUGGUGGUGAAUCCAUCUACCAGAGCUGUGUGAAUUUGAAGAAACGGUUGGCAGAGGUUCCGAAUUUCGAACAACAUAUGCUGGAGAUGGAAGCGAAUGACAAGGCGCAAGCAAACACAGACCCCGUGGCUUCGCUAUGGAAUUGCCUCCGAAAUGGCUACCCGCUGCUCACCAUCUACAACGCUUCCGUCCCCCAAGAGUAUCUCGAAGUCGAUCCCGCCAAGGUCCCCGAGGCCAAACGACCCAAAGCUGCUACCUUCAAAUUCCUUCAGGCCUCUCUGCAAGAGCUGGCCUUCCCACAACAGGAAUGUUUCCUCAUCACCGAUCUGUAUGGCGACAGCACCACCGGUUUCAUCAAGGUGAUCAGGAUGGUCAAUCGGGUGUUGGAUAUACUGGAGAUGCAGGGACAACUGAAGCGACCAUCAGAGGUAUCCAGCGCGCCGGAGAAAGGAGGAAUGGGUGUGAAGCUCACCAAGCGGCAACAUAUUCUCAAGGAACUGUUGGAAACCGAGCGUGAUUACGUCCAUCAUCUCCAGAAUCUGCAGGCGUUGAAGAAGGAACUUGAGGAGACCGGUGCUCUCACAGGUGAUUCUAGCCAUCAAAUUUUCCUGAAUUUGAACAACCUUUUGGAUUUCGCGCAACGAUUUCUGAUUCGUAUGGAACAACACUACGCCUUGCCUGACGAUGCGCAGAAUUGGGGCGAACUUUUCAAACAGCACAAAGAAGCUUUCCAGCAGUACGAGCCGUUCAUCGCCAACCAAAUGCGCUGUGACGACCUUUGCGUGAAAGAAUGGGACAGGAUCCAUAACGCACCACGUCCCUUGGACCUGCAACAGAUGGUGGCGCAACCAUCAACGCUGAACGGUUUCUUUGUCAAGCCUUUCCAGCGGUUAACCAAAUACCCUCUGAUGCUCACGGAACUGCGCAAGCAAACCGACAAUCCGGACCUUCGGGACGAUAUUACUCAAGCAAUCGACGAUAUUCAAACUGUUCUGGAUGCCGCCAAUGAUGCGAUCGACAAAGAGCACCUUGCCACUGCCGUCAUGGAACUUGCUGAGCGAGUCGAUGACUGGAAGUCCCUCAAAGUAGACUCAUUUGGUGAGCUACUCCGGUUCGGUACAUUCACGGUCGUCAAAGGCGACACCGGCAAGGAUUCAGAGAGAGAGUAUCACAUUUAUCUUUUCGAGCGGAUUCUCCUGUGUUGCAAGGAUAUCAAUCCAAAUAAACAAAAGAAGCUCAUUCCAGGAAAAGAAAAAAUCGCCUCCACCAUUAGGGGGAAACCGCGCCUACAGUUGAAAGGACGUAUUUAUAUGGCCAACGUGACGGAUAUUGUCUGCAUGCGGAGGCCAGGUGCUUAUCGCAUUCAGAUUUUCUGGAAGGGUGAUCCCGGAGUGGUUGAUAAUUUCUCGAUCCGCUACCAAAAUGAGGACAUGCUGAACAAAUGGCACAAGGAUAUCGACCACCAACGGCUAGUUCAACAACGUAACGCCCGAAGCACAGGUACUUCCGAAACCGAGUUCAUGUACAUGAAGGGUGUGUCCCAAAUGCCAAACCCAUACCAGCAAGAAUACGAUGCAGAAGAGAAAGAGGCUGGAUUCUUCUCCGAAUUCCCAAUGAGCCGGAAUGCCUCGAGCACUAGUCUCAGGACACGAUCGGCAACAGGAGGAAGUGGCGGCUCCGGUCGACCUACACGAUAUCCGAUCCCCGAAGCAAAUCUUUCGGUGCACACCCAGAUGUCUGGAAGCAGCAUGUCCAUGUCGCCAGGAGAGAGGAACAUGAAUUCCUACUUUUCCCCUGUGGCGGAGACACCAUCGACAAGGUCGAGCUCCCAGUCUGCCGGGUUCCCGUAUAACCGACAGCCAUCGAACAACUGGAACGAACAGGAACCCAAUCGAUAUACGGCGCCGGCGAUGUCUCGUGCUACCUCUAGGGAUGGCAGCCACAUGAAUGGAUAUUUCAAUGCCCCGACCACCGAUGGACGCGGCACCCAGCGCCCGUCGUUACCACCCAUGACUCAGCAUGCAGCGAACGGGUUGGCAUCCCAAAGGAUGCGCUCUGCUAGCAGCCCCGACAUUCAUAACCACCCCGAACCGCGUCGGUACAUUCAUACCAUGCAGACGGUGGACAACGUACCCGUGCCGCCGAUCCCCGCUCACAUGGCCAACAUGAAGGCACCAGUCAACCGGAGUCAAGCCAACUCACCUACAGGGCAGAACCUUCCAAUUCGAAACGCAAACCAUUCACCAGCAACUCACUUCCACGAGCCUCAAUAUUCUGAGUCUCGGGGCAACCCGGCCUCUGACCAACCUACUUCGCCGCUGAGUCAGGAACCCGGCUCGCCACUGAUGCCAACCCAACUGAAGGCGAAGGUGAACUUUGACGACAAUUACGUGACACUGGUGAUCGCGAGUAACAUCAUGUUCCGUUCAUUGACGGAUCGGGUGGAUGCCAAAUUGGCCCGGUUCACGAAUCGAUCGAUUGGUAACAAGACCGUCCGGCUACGGUACCGAGACGAGGAUGGAGACUUUGUCACGAUCGAUAGCGACGAGGCCGUACAAUUAGCAUUCCAGGAAUGGCGGGAGCAGCAUCGCGACAUGCUCUCCAAAGGUCAGGUGGGAGAGAUUCAACUUUACUGUCAAGUGAUUGAUAAUUAG